This is a messenger RNA of Harpegnathos saltator (Jerdon's jumping ant), 2439 nucleotides long. RefSeq names its product orexin receptor type 1-like. Gene Ontology annotation, biological process: G protein-coupled receptor signaling pathway. NCBI's taxonomy places the organism in Eukaryota, Metazoa, Arthropoda, Insecta, Hymenoptera, Formicidae. The coding region runs from base 778 to 2439 and encodes 553 amino acids. The transcript has 9 exons. Gene Ontology annotation, cellular component: plasma membrane. Gene Ontology annotation, molecular function: neuropeptide Y receptor activity. The record is from RefSeq and is a predicted model, not a curated record.
GGGAGCUGCGAUUCUUCCCAUCAGUUCGCCGUAGACCCGCAUCCGCAACUUUUCGGCCGCAAGCGGCCUGCGCGACCCAGCGAGAGAGAGAGAGAGACAGAGAGAGAGAGAGAGAGAGAAAGAGAGAGAGAACUCUCUCUCCAACCCCUCGACCUCGUGCGGGCUCGAAUCGCGCUCGAUCACAGUUCACUACGCUUCGGGACGACAGCUCGCCGAGUAUGCACGUCGCGAGCGGAUCGGCAAGAGAGACACGAACACGUGGAUAGUACGAGAGGCAGAGUCGGGGGUGAUUGUGAAGAUUGAUUCGCAAGGAUUCGAUCAGCGAUAUGGUGAUGUUGUAACAUUCAUCGAGUAAAAGCCGCUCGCAAGGAGAGGAACACGCCCCUGCGCCUUUCCGCGCAGUUGAAUUACACCGGGCAAGAGGAGUAACGGAGGAAACGGCCGUUUCGUGCGCGACUUCUUCCGCGGCUUUCCCUCUGGCCUCUUUUCCACAACGUUGCUCACAUGUACCCGGCCAGACCAGCCGACUGCAUCAGCUGGCUGCUAUUGCAACAUCGUUUCCGAGCGUUGCGCUUUCGUUGUUGAUUCAAAACUCAGGGCAAGGUACAUUUCGUACAUGCUCGAGGGAGGAAGUCCUUUCACCGCUCACGUAGCCGAGAGGUGAAGUACGUCAGCUGAGGCUGCUGUACCCCGUCUUGAGAUCGGUCUGAGAGAGAGAGAGAGAGAGAGAGAGAGAGAGAGAGAGAGGAAGAGAGAGAGAGAAAGGACUCCGUAACAAUGAGGAUGAACGCGAUCGGUGUCGCGUCGCCAAACGCGUCGGCGGUGGCUGCAACUUCGCCGAAGAUUGAGCUCGCCUACGACAACGGGUCGUUCUCGUCGAUCUCCUACAACGACAGCGUGAAGAUGGACCUCAGCGAGAUACUAUGGGAUCUUUACGACAAGUUCAACGGCGAGACUAACUAUCUGCUGAUCAUCCUCUACGUGCCGGUAAUAGCGAUCGCCGUGACGGCCAAUAUACUUGUGAUCGCGGUGGUCUUCAAGUACCAUUACAUGAGGAGCGUGACCAACUACUUCGUGGUGAAUCUCUCCGUCGCUGAUUUGCUGGUUACCAUAAUAUGCAUGCCGGUGGCUGUCAGCCAAGCGAAGUCGAUCGUGUGGAGUCACGGUGAACUCAUGUGUAAACUUUCUUCUUAUCUGCAAGGUGUCGCCGUUGCCGCCUCGGUGUUCACCAUCACGGCGAUGAGCAUCGACAGGUACCUGGCGAUAAGGAGUCCCAUGGCGUUCCGUCGUGUAUUCAAUCGCAAGAGCACCAUGCUCGUUAUCGUCACCCUCUGGCUAGUGGCCCUGGGUAUCUUCGCGCCCGUCCUCAAAGGGAUGACUCUCCACAGUCCGGGCAGCGAACUCGUCAACAUCACUUUCCAAGGCGCCUGGGCGAUAAGGGGCAAUUUCUCGCACGACUCCUCGCGCUCGUCGCGGAUGCCGCCGGCCUUCUACAUCUGCUCGGAGGACUUUAGGCCCUUGGGCAUCCGGCCGCAUCUCUUCGGCACCGCGUGCUUCGUCCUUGUUUACGCUGUUCCGGGCUUCAUCGUGAUACUGGCCUACUCGAUGAUGGGUCGCACCCUGUGCUCCAGAAAACCGCCCUUCGACUGCGACAGCGUCGAGGGAAGCGCCAGCUCGCAGCAGAGCUUCCGAUUGGUACGCGAGAGGAGGCGAAUCGCCUGGAUAUUGCUGCUCCUCGCCGUGCUCUUCGCUCUCUGCUGGCUCCCCUACAACGUGCUCAGACUGCUGGUGGAUCUCGGCGCCGUCGAAGGAGGAAGAUCGAUAACGGACGCGCUCUCAUACUGCUUGUUCCUGGGACACGCGAACAGCGCCCUGAAUCCCGUGGUGUACUGCUUCAUGACGCGCAACUUUCGUCGCAGCGUCUCCGAGAUCCUGCGUCGCAGCUCCCAUGGCCUGGCGCGCCGUAAACCCCGUCGCAAAAGCGUGAUGAUCGAUGACGCUUGCGGCGGUUGUAGCGUGCCGGGCGCACGUCGCGGCCUGUUGCGCCAACGGAACAUGCUGCCCGGCUGCGGCUGCGGCAUCCCCAUGGGCGGCCAUCACGCCGUGCUGGCGUUGCGCCGCACCGCCACGUCCAGCAGCGGCUACGACAGCUUCUACAGCCGGCACAGUCCGCACCGCCGCUGCUACAUGCUGAGAAGCAUCCGCGACGUGCCGCAGGCGACAGCGGCGGCGGCGGCGGCGGCGGCUGCGGCGGCGGCGGUCGCCGCCGACCCGCCGGCGAACGUCGCCAACGGCGGCGGCGGAGGCGGCGGCAGCGGCGGAGGCGGCGACCGGGAGCCGCCGGUCGCGCCGGAGUACGAGAAGAACAACGCCCUCGAGAGCAGCCAGCCGCGUCCGAGCACCCUGUGCACCACGGACGAGCAGCGACGAUGUCCUUGA